AGAGGAGCUGCUGCAAGUAGAGAUAAAGUAGAUAUAUUUAUAUAUACUGUAUGUGUGAAGAAGAAGCUGCAGGUGGGAUUUAGUUCAUGCUGACUUUACUGAGAGUUGCUGAUCUCUUCAUGUCCGGACUGACAGACAGACCGUGAACGCAUCACCUGGAGUUUUUAUAAUCUUUUUAUUCUCUUUCAUCAUAUUUACUUUUUCUGCUCUUCACAUCAGCACAUGGAUUCAGCAGAUGGUCAGCGGGGGCGGGACGGCGGCACUCAGAGGCGUUCCCCUCUCGACCUCAUCAUGAACCAGAUCCGCAGGAAGCGCACGGCCGCAGACAGGAAGCCGCUGGGACGCUUCCUGUCCCGAGACCGGACGGGGAUCCCUGAGGAUGGAGAGGCGGAGGUCAGGGAGGAGAGAGGUCAGAGCUCAGGCGUGGCUGAGGCAGCGGAGGGCGAGCGAGACGCCGGCUGGGGUCGAGUGUGUGUUUUCCUGCAGAGGUUGGGGAAGAAGGCGGACAGCCGGAGCCUCAGUCUGGCUCACUGUGACCUCACAGCCACAGACCUGCUGGAGCUAGCGACGUUGCUCCAGUUUCUCCCUCAUCUGGAGGAGGUGGACGUCUCCUGGAACGAGCUGAUCGGCGGGUGUCUGACGGCGCUGACCUCUCACCUCCAGCAAGUGGGCAGCAUCAGAUCGCUGAGGCUCUGCAGCUGCAGGCUGAACGCUGAUGACGUCACUGCGCUGGGUGAAGCUCUCAGCAGCGUGCCUCUCUUGGAGACCCUCGAUUUGUCCUGGAACAGCGGCGUCGGGGGCGGCGCUUUGCAAGGCCUGCUGGGUAAACUUCACCCACCACUGAGGGAGCUCCACCUGGUGGCCUGCCAGCUCACUGCAGCUGAUGCUACUGUACUGGGAGGAAUGCUGUUUGCUCUCCCCAGACUCGGUGUGUUGGACGUCUCCUGUAAUCCUCAGCUCACACAGGAAGUUGAUGCCGACAGCUUCAGAGCGCUGGCCGCCUCUCUCUCUCACGCCACCUCCCUCGCCACGCUUCGACUACAGGCCUGCGGUCUGACGGCGGACAGCCUCGAUGCUCUCGGUGAUUCGCUCCGCUGCCUCCCGUCAGUGCGAGAGUUGGAUCUGUCCUGUAACAAAAGUCUGGCUGGAGGACUGAGCCUCCUCACGCUCCACCUGGCUCACAUCACACACCUGGAGCGCCUCGACCUCCACCUCUGCUGCCUCACACACUCCGACCUGGUCGCCCUGAUCCAGGUGCUUCCUUCUCUGACGGCGCUGACGGAGCUCGACGUGUCGUCCAAUAAGGAGGCGGGGGGCGUGGUCCACCCGCUGGUCGCCGCCCUCCCUCUGACGCAGAUGAGGCGUCUGCCGCUCAACAGCUGCAGCCUGAACGAGGAGUCCUUUACUGCUCUGGCUCUGGCCGUGCCGUUCCUGCGCAGUGUGGAUGUUUCCUGGUGUAAAGUGGUUGGCGGACGUCUGGCGCUGCUGCUGGACGCCUUGCAGCCGUCGGUCAUCGUGGAGCUCCGCCUCAGCAGCUGUGAGCUCACCACUGAUGACCUGCAUCACCUAGCGUCCGUGUGCAAACGUGGCUUCCUGUCCUCUCUGCUGGUGUUGGAUCUGUCCUACAACGGCUCUGUAGGAGAUGACGGCUGGUCCUCCCUGUUCGCAGCAGGAGGCCUGGGCUCUCUGGAGGACGUCGACCUCAGCCUACGACCUUUGACCUCGGCUCCCUGCUCGGCCUGGCUGCCGGCGCUGCUCUGCGCUCUGCCUCGGCUCCCCGCGCUGGCUCGGCUGGCGGCGCAGCGGUGGACGAUGGGAUCUCGGGACAGGAAGCAGCUGAACCACAGCCUGAGGAAGAGGAGCGUCCUGCUGGAGUGGGAUCCACCGAAUACAGACGCAGCAUCUUCAUCAUGUAAGGCGACCAAUCAGGAGAGUCCUGAGGAAGGUCGUCCUGAGGAGUAGAAGGAUAUUUAUCUGAUAUUAUAUGUCACUAAUGAUUUAAUGAAGGAUUAAAAAACAUCACCAGCACUCUGAGAUUCAAACAGACACAUGACUGUGCCUUCUAUAACAGUCACGUAUAGUUUUCUAAUAUUGUGAUCAAUUUUUUUUAAAUAAAGGCCACGAUAAAACUAAUUUUAGACAUGUAGAAACUCUGGAAAAAUCAGAAAAAUUUUUUUUGUAUUUUGUAAGGCUUGAAAACUUUUUAAAUUGGGCAAAAUAUUUUGAAAAAAUUAUCUUUAUUCUUUUUUUUUUAUUAUUAUUGAACAUUUCCAUGUAAAACAACAACACAUAAAGAAGUACAGAACACUAACUGUAACUAACGAAGGAAGCAAAAUGUAUUGAUAAAUUGAAGUAAUUAAAAUGCAUUUCACAGCGUUAUGAUACCGAUAUCAUGUCACCUGAUCUGAUAUAUUUUGUUGUAAAGAAUAAUCACUAACUGUGGAUUGAUUACGGCCUAAUUUAUAUUCACAUUGUCCAGAUAAUUUUGUAAAACAUACAUUUUACUAUGAACUAAAAUCCUCAUAUUUGGUUAAAAGACAUAACGAAGGGCUGGCAGAUGUGGCUGAAAUCAACAUUAAUAUUUAAAUAUGUUUUUUGGUAUUUAUAUGUAAGAUAUGGCAUUCAUAAUAAUUAUAAAAUAGUCAACUUAAUGUACUGUGUUCUUCUAUUUGUGUCAACAAGUUCAUUGGACAAGUGUUCAAACUGUAUCUGCCGAGGAACAUUUCUUUUCUACGACCAGUUUGAGCUCAUCUCAUUCGUUUUUAAUUGUAGUUUGCUUGGAAAUACUAAUUUGGACGACAGAUAUGAUUAAAUAAUCAUAUCACGAUAUGCUGAAAGUCGAUAAAAAAUAAUAUUGAGUUUUCUGGUUUUAUAAAACAUGUGACGAACUGAAUACUUGAACUAACAGCUUUCUUUUACAAGCCUUAAAUUCAUGCACUAAACAUUUAAAUUUAAAUUUUGGAUGCAAUUUUAAUUAAAAAAAAAUCUCUCAUGCAACAGAUUGUCUUUUGAAAAAUGUCCGGACACAAAAGUCUGAAAAAUGUCUGAAAAAAGA
Molecule: messenger RNA, 3055 nt
Organism: Sebastes umbrosus (honeycomb rockfish)
Lineage: Eukaryota; Metazoa; Chordata; Actinopteri; Perciformes; Sebastidae
Gene: lrrc31
Product: leucine rich repeat containing 31
Exons: 10
Coding region: 223-1962 (579 amino acids)
Molecular function (GO): protein binding
Source: RefSeq, a predicted model, not a curated record